Procambarus clarkii (red swamp crayfish) is the source of this 5071-nucleotide messenger RNA. RefSeq names its product interleukin enhancer-binding factor 2 homolog. Gene Ontology annotation, cellular component: catalytic step 2 spliceosome. The record is from RefSeq and is a predicted model, not a curated record. Gene Ontology annotation, molecular function: DNA binding; double-stranded RNA binding. Gene Ontology annotation, biological process: positive regulation of DNA-templated transcription. Lineage: Eukaryota; Metazoa; Arthropoda; Malacostraca; Decapoda; Cambaridae.
GUCCCGGCGUCGUCAAGACGUUGUUUUAACCUGGCUUGUCUCUGCCGGUAGUUGUGACUUAAUUCCAAGACGUGAGUGUUGCUGCCUUGCCUGGCUUAGUGGUGUGGAGGGGGAGGUGAAUAGCGUGGGAGGGCAGGAAGAGGUUUUGACAAAGACAUGGUAAUGACUCGAGGGCGUGGACGAGGAAUGAGAGGUGGCAUGAUGCGACCCAUGGGACCUGGUCCACAUUUUGGACCAAAAAUGAAGCAGUUUGUUCCACGACUUCCGUUUGACAUGGUGCUUUGUGAAUCAGCAUUCCCCAGAGUGAAGCCAGCACCAGACGAGUCUGCAUUUACACAGGCUCUUCUGAAGAGGAAUGCUGAUCUUUCUCCAACACCAGCUGAGCAGGCAGCUGUAUUGAACUUAGUCACAAAAAUACAAGCUGUGAUGGACAAUUUAAUAGUUGAUCCGGGCAAUUUUGACGCAUGCGUAAGUUCCCAAAUUGAGGAGGUGCGGCAGGUGGGCUCAUAUAAGAAAGGCACGAUGAUGACGGGACAUAAUGUGGCUGAUAUUGUUGUUAUUCUCAAGACGUUACCAACAAAGGAAGCAGUGGAAGCACUCGGAAAAAAAGUCUGUGAAGAUCUGCGUUCUCAAGAACCUCAGGAAGUACUGGUUUUAACCAUGCUUCCCAAUGACCGAGGGUUUGAGAUCAGCAACAGUGAGGCAACGGUGCGUGUGCUCGUCACCACCAUUCACCAGAACUUGCGUAAAUUGGAUCCAGAAUUACACCUUGAUCAGAAAAUUCUGCAGUCACACCUUGCUGCCAUCAGACACAGUCGAUGGUUUGAAGAGAAUGCUCAUCACUCUACGAUUAAAGUUCUCAUCCGAUUACUAAGGGAUCUUCGUGGUCGUUUUGAAGGUUUCGAACCCCUGUCACCGUGGAUGUUGGAUCUUCUUGCACAUUACGCUAUUUUAAACAACCCCAGUAGACAAGCACUACCAAUCAAUUCUGCAUUUCGACGGUGUUUACAGCUACUUGCUGCAGGGCUUUUCCUUCCUGGGUCUGCAGACACCUUAUCUGCAGGCAUCAGUGACCCGUGUGAGGGCGGUAACAUUCGUGUACACACAGCAAUGACGUUGGAGCAGCAGGACCUUGUGUGUUUAACAGCACAGACACUCUUGAGAGUCCUUUCCCAUGGUGGCUACAAGCAGAUCCUGGGACUUGAGGGCAACUCAAGUAUAGCAAGUGAAAUGUCUGUAUGGGAUGGGGUUGUCGUUUCGGCAUUAGAAAAGGCAUACGAGAAACCUCCUGAGCGACCUCCUCAGGAUGAUGACACUGAUAAUAUGGAUGCUGAUGAUGAUCCAAUGGAGACCACAGAUAAUUAAAUAACAAAAAUAAAAUACAAUUUUGUAUUCUUCUCCAACAGUUACACCUGCAUUACCUUCACCACAACUACAUCUGCGUGGCUGUCACUGCAUUUAUACCUUCAUGACCAUUACUGCAGUUACACCUGCAUGGCUCCCUCUCCUCUCUACUGCAGUUAUACCCACAUACAACCUCCCUUCCCCCCACUGCAGUUAUUCACACGAUUCCUCCCAGCUGUAAUUACACCUGCAUGAGCCACCCCCCCACUGCUGUUACAUAUAUGUGCACCCCCUCUGCUGUAGUUACACCCAUGUGGCCACUUCCCCAAUCACAGUUGUAUGUAUCUGUGUGGUCGUUCCUGCUGCAGUUACACCCACAUAGGCAGCCCCGCUGCAGUUACCCGCAUGAUAAUUCCCCCACCCAACCCACUGUAGUUACACCCGCUUCAGCAUCCCCCUGCUGUAGUUAUACCCGCGUGCCAACACCUUCCACUGUAGUUACAUGCGCUUUGCCUUCCCCUUCCCUUCCCACUGCAGAACAGCCACGUGGCCGCCAGUGCAAGUUUCACUGGUGUAACAUGUUUGAACAAAUCUCAUACAAAUUUAAGAAUAUAUUAUUUGAGAACAAUGAAAUGUACAUUGCUAAACAAAAAUGACGGUAGCAAUUUUUCUUUAUGUAUGAGUAACAUUAAAUUUUGUAAAGAAUAUGUAUAGAUGAAUUACAGAGCAUUAUGUAAUUAGAAAGUUUAUAGAGACCAAAUUCUUGGCAUUUUGUAAGGCCACAUUGUGGUGUCGGUGAUGUCCAAUUCCGGACUUAUCUUUGUCACGAGUUUUGAAACGUCUUGCCCAUUUGUGUGCAAGAAAUUAUUAUUCUUGAAUGGGUCAUUUUGUAAAUUACUUGAAUUAAAAUGUUCAAUUUUUUCUCAUAAAAAAAUUUAUUAAUGUAAAAAUGAUAAUGAUGAUAAUAGUUUGUAAUGUCAGUUAAAAAAAAAAUUAAGAAUUUUUAUAUUUAGAUUUCUGAAGCACAUCAAGUGACCAAGUGCAUUUCUGCCAGUGUGUGUCUGACCAUCCAGUCUUUAAUAAAAAAUGAAUACUGUAAGUCACAUUUGUUGAAUGUGUAAAAUGCUAAAUAUAUUUUUCAUUUUAGCUUACAAACUGCAAGACAGAAAAGUUAGUAUCCUGAUUUUUUUCUUAAGUGUGACCCUCUUGUGCUUUAAAUUAUUUUUUGUUGCUAAACAUUAAAGAUGACCCUUGAUGUUUAAACCCAGUAGGGAGGUUCGUCUACUUUGUUCAUAGUUACUUAAAAGUUUGGAUUAUAUCACUACUUGAAUUAGCUCAAAAUUAAAUACCAAGAGAGAAUUAUUACCAACUAAAUUAGGUGGAAUAUCUGCAUUGUAUAAGCAGCUGGUUUAUUAUCUGCCAGACACUAUUAUAUGGAGUGAAAUAGUGAAUGAAAUACUUUCACAUCUCUCUGUUCACUUGUAAAGUUUGCCAGCAGACAUUUACACUUUCAUGUACAUUAGUUCUGCAAUACCAUUUUAUCUUCAUGCACCUUAGUACCUAUUUACUAUUUUUAGCCAUUCCUCCCAUUCAUUACUAAAAUACAGAAUGUGUAAACUUUCCUCACUGCUGACUGCACAAGAAGUCUGGUGUGUGGAUUACAUUAGUUAUAAUGACAUACCAGAGAACCAGCUUAAACAGGUAAGUUAUACGUAAUUAAAAGCAGUAUUAGGUUUCAAGGAUGGCAAGGUUUAAUUUACUUAAUUUAAAUUAAGUUUGUAAGUCUUGUAUAGUAUUACAGUAUUAAUCAUUUUUGGAACAGUCUUGAAUGGUGGGAAUUGUUAUACAGUAGUUUAUAGUUUCAUAUGUUAUAACUUCAUCCAAAGUGCUUGGUCAGAAUGGGCAAGUGGGUAGUGACACUGGAUGCCCAUGAAGUAGACACAUGGUAGCAUUUCAGAUUGGGAUGAUUUAAUCAUACCAGACAUCACUCCAGUUGGCCUAGAUGUGGACAGUUGUAAGUGCCAAUGGUAAUAGUAGUGUACUGGUAGUCAACCAGACGAGAUACGUAUGGCUGUAAAUGUCAGGAGGUAACGAUUGACUACUCGUGCAAUCAACCAGAGGAUGUUUCUUACAAUUUUUGAGGGUCACUUGCCAUUUCAGAGGAUAUUUCUUGGUACCAACCAUAGAAAAAGUUCAGAAUCAGUUCUGCAGUUUAAAUGUGUAUGAAAUUAUUUCAUAAAAUGUAAAGUGAUUAAACUAGCAUCGUUUGAGAUAUCAAAAUGUAUGCUGAAUAACAGUGUUGCAAUUCCAGUUGGUUUGUGCCGAUGUAUGGGCAAUGCCUCCCCAAAAUAAUGACCGAUGUACAAUUUUGAAACCACAUAAGAUACAAACCAAUGUUCUGAGUCACUCCAUUGUGAUUUUCCCAAUGUGCAUAUAAGAUACCUUUAAAAGAGGAACGAUGGCAUCUGGUAUUACUUUUGGUAAUGGCCACCUAUUAAUUUGGUAUGCCAGUAAUCUCUGAAGAUGUCCAUUAUCUUCAUUGUAGAGGGUUAACUGCAAAGGUAGCUUCAAUAGCAUAUAUUAUGCCAUAAAAGAAGGGGAAAAUUAUUUGGAAAUUUAAACUGUUUGACCAUAAACACACAAAUCACAAUAGCGUGAUGCAUCAAAUGAACAAAUCCACAAGGGCUGUGAUGAGGGUUCGACCUUAUGCCUGGAUGAUCCCAGACGGUGCCUUAGUCAAUUAGGCCACGACAUUGGUCAAAAAGAGGUCAAUGGUCAAUUCUUUUGACCAUGCCGUGGCCUAGUCGACUAAAGCAGCGCCUGGGAUCAUCCCGGGCCAAGUUCGAACCCUCAUCAUGGCCCUUGUGGAUUUGUUGAUUUGUUUGACCAUUUCAUUCUAGAUUGCGUUGACAGCAAUUGACUGCCAAUUAUUAGUGCACAGUAUUUAAUAUAGUAUGGAAUACUAGUGUUAUUUAUUAAGUACAUAAUGUUUUAUGUACAAAAGCAGCGUAAUAAAUUUCUAUAACUACUCAAUUUUUAUGUAUAAUAACCAUAAAUUUAUACCAUUGAUCUAAAUUUGUAAGGUAUUUUUUUAUAUUAUUUAACAGAAAAAAACAGAAGCUGUCAGAAUAUGUGUGAUCACCUUUGAAUUUUACCAGCAGUGGUUCAUGAGUUAGUGUAUUAUACUUGUCCAUUCAUCAUUUGGGUAACCCUAACAGCAUGUCUGACUUCAUUGUAAUUGAUUUGUUAGAGGACUUUUGUGAUGUACCAGGCUUAUGCAGGCUUGAGUUUCUCCUAUUAAGCUAAUUUUAUCAAUUUGCCUUUAUAAGAAAAAUGAAAAUUCAUAUUACAUUAGUACUGCAUCCUUAAUUAAAAUGUUGGGAACCAUUGGAUAUGCUCAGAACACUGCCAGAAUAACUUGUGCGUGUUAAUGUAUAGUCCAAAAUAAUAUUUAGAUAUAUUUGAUAUUUUUUGUGAUUUGUAAAACUAAAAAUUAGUGAAACAAAGAUGUUUAGUGUGGAGACUAUGUGAUCAACUUUUGAAAAUACUUUGAAAUUAAAUGUCAAGGAUAUUUUAUGUAUGAAGAGCAUUGAGAAAGGAGAAAGUUUGUCAAACAAUGUGUGUAUUACACAAGUGAAAUUUAUAUUUAUUUUUCCUUUUCAAACUUCUCCAGGUAUGUGGAUAUUUCUAUUUCCUACAAAUAAAGUGAGUGUUACAUUAUAUAAAA